AUGGCCUCUACGACGUUCGGCCUGCAGAGCAUCUCAUCUCAGAGAGUGCCAUGGUCUCGGAUACCGACCGUUGACGAGAGCGCUAUUGACGAUGACGACUCUUCGGAUUGGGAGGACUCUGUGCAAGAUAGCGGCAAAUCGAGCGUUGACGCGAAUCUCUUCCAGCGCGUUAAGCCUAAGGCUAACCUGUUCUCCCGCCGUUCGCUCAUCACUCUUAUGCUUGCGCAGACAGAACUGCCAAAAGAGCUUCAGCAACAAGCAUCCCACUCCGCCAUUACAGUCCUGGGAGCCUCUGCUAAUGAUAAAGAUGAGGGUCCUCUAAUGCUGAAGGGCGUGCGUCCUUCCAACCUCAAACCUAUCAUCGAGGCCCCUCGCUCGAGCAUCCAGCCUACUAUCGCGCAAGCAGUUUUAUCACCGCAAACAACUCGCCGCAACAUGCUUGCUUCUGAGAUGCCUGAGUCUCUUCGCCGCCAUAUUCUCUGGGAGCGUCAGCAGAAGACUUCGACUGCCAAUGCCGUGCUCAAGCGCCGCCAUGCCUCCCACGAUGUGGCCAACCUGAGGCAGUUUCCGGAACAGCCCUGUCUGAAUCAGAGCGAGGACGCCAACGCACGUAGUUGGAAUCAGCAUUUCAUUACGAUUGCCUUUGACGGCUACCAUUCUAGAGGCUGGUGA
This is a messenger RNA of Cordyceps fumosorosea ARSEF 2679, 672 nucleotides long. RefSeq lists its product as hypothetical. The record is from RefSeq and is a predicted model, not a curated record. Gene Ontology annotation, biological process: regulation of nitrogen utilization; negative regulation of transcription by RNA polymerase II; mitochondria-nucleus signaling pathway. Gene Ontology annotation, cellular component: cytoplasm. Bases 1 to 672 code for a protein of 223 amino acids. Lineage: Eukaryota; Fungi; Ascomycota; Sordariomycetes; Hypocreales; Cordycipitaceae. The transcript has a single exon.